AAAGAGAACGAGCGCGAGCCAGCUGCUUUGUUUCGACACUUGUUGUGUAGCUUCGUUGUCAUCAUAAUAGUCGUAGUCGUAGUAGGUUUCCGUCCGAUUUCCACGUGGCGCAUGCAGUAUCAGCCUCAUGCCAGCGCCAAUUGAUACUGCAGAGAAAUUCACUUGAGUUCUUACAUCGUCAUGUAUCAGUGUAGACAAAGGUGAAAAUACUGAAUAGGACCUAUUUCAUCAGAUUUGGAGUUUGUUGGAAGGUUGCUGUACAACCUUCUCUGAAACAGCAAGCUAUUUGAGAAGUGACCUUGAUUGUGAGAUUGGUCUUUUAUCUGUCCUGUGGACUACUGCAUUUCUCGGAAUCUGGUAUUUAGUCCUGUUAAUUCAGAUUGUUCAUUUUGUACGAUGGGUGGCGAAACCCCUUCAUCCUUGUUGCUCCCCAGCAGCGGUGACGAAGAUCACGAUGGAGGCAAGUCCCAUGCCGCCGGUACAGUUAAAUUAGUUGAAGCUACGGAUAGUCAUUGUCUCCCUGACGAGGUGGAGCUGUGGACUUGCGAUCACGUUAGUGAAUGGCUGGAGAGAACAAACAUGGGGAAGUACUGCGAACUUCUCUGUGUCACUCAUUGUGUGGAUGGGCCGGUCCUGCUGUCCCUAAAGGAGAAGGACUUGAAAGAACCGCCGCUCUCCAUGUGUGUCUUGGGUGAUAUAAAACGCUUAUACAAAGCCAUACAAGAUUUGCAAAAACGAAGAUUAUCUGCCGUUACUCCGGAUACUGCAAGGCACCUAGGCUUGGCGUAUGAUGUGAGGUCACGGUCCUGCUCUACAAGUGAUGACAUCUACACAGAUGGCGUAUCAUCCAUUCACAUACGUAAGCGCCGGCUCAACGCACAUGUACCCGACAAUACUUCACCGAGAAAAGUCUUGUUCACCAUGUUGUAUGGAUGGUUUGUCAUAUUCUUGACGGCAUUCACCAUGACCAUUGUUCAUUCACGUGUACCGGAUAUGACUACGUAUCGGCCGCUUCCUGACAUUGCUCUUGAUAACAUUCCACAUAUCCCAUGGGCUUUCCAGGUCUCUGAGGCCAUUGCAGUGUUCUUUUCACUGACCUUGGUCUCCAUCCUGCUCUUCCACAAGCAUCGGCUUCUAAUCAUGUGCCGUCUGUUCAGUCUGCUUGGCACUGUGUUCUUGUUGAGAUGUUGCACUUUGUUUGUAACAUCACUCUCGGUGCCUGGUGACCACCUAAAGUGCAAGCCGCUCAAGUUUGACUCCUAUGAGGAGAUACUGUGGCGUUCUAUGGAGAUCACCAGUGGCUUUGGCAUGUCAUUGACUGGAGUGCAUACAUGCGGUGACUACAUGUUUAGUGGGCACACAGCCGUACUCACUAUGCUGAAUCUAGCAAUUACGGAAUAUACACCUCGUCGCUGGCGAACACUGCACAUGACGACAUGGAUUAUGAACAUUUUUGGAAUUUUCUUCAUUCUCGCCGCACAUGAACACUACAGCAUCGAUGUGGUCAUUGCGUUUGUCAUCACGUCCCGUCUAUUCCUCUAUUACCAUGCGCUGGCUAACUCCAGGGCUCUUAUGGCAGGUGACCAGCAUCGAUUGCGCGAGUGGUUUCCACUGUUUACUUUUGUGGAGGAACACUGGAAUGGCGAACGUGUCCCCAACGUCUACAGUAAUCCAGUCGAGGACUUGAGGAUAUACAUCAAAGAGCGUUUUUUCGCAUCUCGUUCAUCAGGCACUCCAAGGAAAAUUAAGUGAUCUUUACUUGCAAUACGAACUAUUCUUUAAACUUGAGAUAUCCGCAUAGAAUAUGUUUGUGACGUUAGGCCCUGUUGUCUUUUGGUCCGAACCAGCUUGAUGUUCAGUAGGACACCUCUAGUACUAACUUAUUUUUAUUCCGAAACUUUACUCUAUUGCAUCGGCCCUGCUAUUCUAACGCAAGCCGUUUUAUUUAAGCUUCUCCUGGCUGGUUUUGUGCUGGAAUCACAACAGCCGGAGCCUAGUACUGUAUGUGUAUUUCUAUUUGCUAUUCUACUGUUGAACCAAGUUUUAAUCCACUUUUUAUUAUUCCAAAUUCUCCAUGUCACGUUUAGCUCACUCAGUAAGUACAAUUUACAGGGUCAGUUGCCAUCAAGUUUGCAUGUACAUAAUUAUGCAUACUACGACAAGCAUGUCAAUGUGCAAAACAUACCGGUGCUUUAUAUUUGGGGAAUAUAUUGCGGACUUUUA
Molecule: messenger RNA, 2223 nt
Organism: Sycon ciliatum
Lineage: Eukaryota; Metazoa; Porifera; Calcarea; Leucosolenida; Sycettidae
Product: sphingomyelin synthase-related protein 1-like
Exons: 5
Coding region: 397-1752 (451 amino acids)
Biological process (GO): ceramide biosynthetic process
Cellular component (GO): endoplasmic reticulum membrane; plasma membrane; Golgi membrane
Molecular function (GO): ceramide cholinephosphotransferase activity; protein binding; sphingomyelin synthase activity
Source: RefSeq, a predicted model, not a curated record